Messenger RNA from Ilyonectria robusta, 690 nucleotides. RefSeq lists its product as uncharacterized. The annotation marks the transcript as partial. Lineage: Eukaryota; Fungi; Ascomycota; Sordariomycetes; Hypocreales; Nectriaceae. The transcript has a single exon. The record is from RefSeq and is a predicted model, not a curated record.
AUGGCCGGCGAGACCGGGGCCGCGGGUCUUUCCCUCUCACUCUCGAUGAUUAUAGCCGCAUUCUUCGGCAUCUCAUGCUAUAAUGCCGUCGAAAUCGCUAUUUCCAUCUUCUACAUGUUCAAGAAACGACGAGGUUUGUACUUCUGGAGCAUGUGCGUGGCCACGUUCGGCAUACCGCUCCAUUCCAUCACAGUCUUGUUCCGCCUUUACGCUGUCGGCCCAAACUUCGUCAUGAGCGUCCUCAACGACCUGGCCUGGUACUUCAUGGUGACCGGCCAAGCCGUUGUUCUAUACUCUCGCCUCCAUUUGCUGGUUCACAAUAGAGCGGAGCUCCGCUGGGUUCUCAUCAUGAUCAUAACAAACUUUUGCAUUCUCCAUAUCCCAACCACAGUCCUCUUCCUGGGUGCUAAUUCCGGAAACCCUGAUCCUUUCCUUGGCGGGUUCCAGGUUUUCGAGAGGAUUCAUAUCAUUGGCUUCGCCCUUCAGGAAGUCAUUAUAUCUGGACUUUACAUCUACGAAGCCUACAAACUCGCUCGAUGUCUUCAACCCGCCCUGGCAGCUAGGGGCCGCGAGGAGUCGAGGGUCAUGUCACACUUGAUUCUUGUCAACGCCCUUGUCGUCCCCUUGGACCUAAGCCUGGUGCUCUUUGAGUUCACUGGCUUCUAUGUCAUCGAGGCCACCAUGAAACCA